This is a messenger RNA of Cygnus atratus (black swan), 3915 nucleotides long. Its product is annotated as pleckstrin homology domain-containing family G member 3. The record is from RefSeq and is a predicted model, not a curated record. NCBI's taxonomy places the organism in Eukaryota, Metazoa, Chordata, Aves, Anseriformes, Anatidae. Bases 57 to 3251 code for a protein of 1064 amino acids. The transcript is spliced from 18 exons. Gene Ontology annotation, molecular function: guanyl-nucleotide exchange factor activity.
CGCUUCCUGCGGGCACGGCCGGGACGGGGCGGCGGCGGCGGAGCGCGACCCCGGGGAUGCCAGUGCCCGCCUGCCCGCAGCGCCCUGCCCUCGGCGAGGUGCCGGGUCCCGCCCGCGGCAUGGAGGAGGAGGAGGAGGAGGCGGCGUGCGACGGCGAGGAGCCCUGGCUGGGCAACAGCAACAACAACGCGGCCCCGGGGGGGCGGCCGGGUCCGCAGGGCGUGCGGCCCCCGGGUGAGGAGCCCUCGUACCUGCAGCGCGUGCUGCUGGAGAUCGUGGAGUCGGAGCGCACCUACGCCCGCGACCUGCGCGGCAUCGUGGAGGGCUACCUGGGGAAGAUCAUCGACGCCGAGGAGCCACCGCUGCGGCCGGAGCAGGUCAGCGCGCUUUUUGGGAACAUCGAGGACAUCUACGAGCUUAGCAGCAACCUGCUGCAGAGCCUGGAGAGCUGCGCCUGCGACCCGGUGGCCGUGGCCGUCUGCUUCGUGACGCGGAGCCAGGAGUUCGACAUCUACACCCAGUACUGCAACAACUACCCCAACUCGGUGGCGGCGCUGAGCGAGUGCAUGAGGAGCAAGCAGCAGGCCCGGUUCUUCCGCGAGUGCCAGGAGCAGAUGCGGCACGCGCUGCCGCUGGGCGCCUACCUGCUGAAGCCCGUCCAGAGGAUCCUCAAGUACCACCUGCUGCUCCAGGAGAUCGCCAAGCACUUUGAGCGCAAGUCGGGGGACGACUACGAGGUGGUGGUGGAGGCCAUCGACACCAUGACCUGCGUAGCCUGGUACAUCAACGACAUGAAGCGCAAGCACGAGCAUGCCAUCCGCCAGCAGGAGAUCCAGUCGCUGCUGCUGCAGUGGAAGGGGCCGGACCUGACCAGCUACGGGGAGCUGGUGCUGGAAGGCACCUUCCGCGUGCAGCGGGCGCGCAGCGAGCGCGCCGUCUUCCUCUUCGACAAGCUCCUCCUCAUCACCAAGCGCCGCGGGGACCACUACGUCUACAAGAACCACAUCCCGUGCUCCUCGCUGAUGCUGAUCGAGAGCACGCGGGACUCGCUCUGCUUCAGCGUGGCUCACUACAAGCACAUCAAGCAGCAGUACGGCCUGCAGGCCAAGAGUGUGGAGGAGAAGCGUGUCUGGACCCACCACAUCAAGCGGCUCAUCCUGGAGAACCACCACGCCAUCGUCCCCCAGAAGGCCAAGGAAGCCAUCCUGGAGAUGGACUUGUUCCACCCCCCGCGCCUGCCCCGCUACAGCCCCGAGCGCCUGCACAGGAGCCGCUCCUGCCAGCCGCUGGACCAGCCGCGCCACGGCCGCCGACAGUCGGAGCCUUUCCAGCGCCGCGACCGUGCCGAGACGCUGCCGGACCGGCUGUGGGGGCACGCGGGGCGCCGGCAGUCGGAGCCCACCAAGCAGAUCCUGCGGCAGCUGGGUGAGCACGGGCUCAAGCAUGCAGGCAGCGAGGGGACCCUCCUGGAGGCGGGGGAGCCCCCACAGCCCCCCAGGGCCUGGGCUGCAGCUGGGGGCGUCGUGGAGGAGGAGGAGGAGGAGGAGGAAGAGGAGGCUUUGGGCAAGGACAGCCAGGAGGAGCAGGAUGGGGAUGGGGACAAGGAUGGGGACGUGACGGAGGAGCCCCAGGAGGAGCAGGGGACCCCGGCAGGGAGCUGCGAGUGGCGCCGCGAGGUCACCGCCACCCCGGCGUCACCGGUGUCCCCGCUGCGCACCGGGGAGCUCGGCGAGGGGCUGGAGACCCCGGCGCCCCCCUCCCCACCGGGAACCCCCCCACCGGGGCUGCCUGAUGGGGAGGGUGACCCCGAGCAGCACCCGGAGGCGGGCACCGGGGAGGACCCGCGGGCGUUGAGCAGCGAGGAGGAGGAGGAGGAGGAAGGCCAUGGGGAGGGCAGCAUCCUGCCCCCCUCGGUGCUGGACCAGGCCAGCGUCAUCGCCGAGCGCUUCGGCAGCAGCCUGUCGCGCCGCGGCAGCCUGGCGCUGGAGGGGCGCAGCGGCAGCACCCUCAGCCUCGACGGCCCCCCCACAGAAAGCGGGGCGCCACGCAGCCCCCCGCCGUCCCCGGAGCCCCCCCCCGGCCCCCGGCGCCGCUCGCUUCUCUCCACCCAGGACCUGCUGCUGCUGCGCAAGAUCCGGAGCUACUACGACAACGCCGAGCACCAGGACGCCGGCUUCAGCAUCAAGCGCCGCGAGAGCCUCUCCUACAUCCCCAAGGGGUUGGUGAGGACCUCGGUCUCCAGAAUCAACAGCUGGCCCCCCCCGGAGCCAGGAAGCCCCAAAACACCCCCGGAGCCGGUGAGCCCUAAAACACCCCCAGAGCCAGUGAGCCCCAAAACGCCUCCGGAGCCGGUGAGCCCCAAAACGCCUCUGGAGCCUGUGCCGGCGGUGGAUGGAGCAUCCCCUGCGUGCCAGGAGAACGGGCUGGAGCCUCCUGCCGAGCCGCUGCUCAUUCUGGAGGAGGGGGACGUUGGCACCGGGGACCCCCCGGGGGUGCUGGCUCUUGGGAGCCCCCCCGGGCGCCCCGCCACCAGGGUGUACCAGCUGGCCCGCCAGUACAGCCUGCGCAUCAAGAGCCGCCGCCGCCGCGCCGGCGUGCCGCUGGGGGACAGUGCCACCCACACCAGCACCCCAGGUUUGCCGAAGCCGCCCGUGUCCCCAGGGGAUGCUGUCGCCCCCACCGUGGCCAGUGCCCCCCGCAGCCCGCCCAGCCCCAGCAGUGGCGGCACCGAGCCCUUCUCCUGGCCGGACGUGCGGGAGCUGCGUGCCCGUUUCGGCGCCCCGCGGCCACCGCCGGUGACCCGCAGCCGCUCGGCGCCCGAGGGGCCGGGACGUGGGGGGCGGCCGGCGGCCAAGGAGCGGGGCGGGGGCCGCAGCCGCAGCGCUGAGGCGGGCGUGGGGACCCCCGACCCACGGCGCGGUGGUGGUGGCUACCAUCACCACCAGCAGCCCGGGGGGCUGUGGGUGACGGCGCAGGCGCCCCUGGGUCCCGGGGGGCAGCGGGUGGUGGUGCUGGAGAGGCUGCCCCCCCCUGCUGCCACCGAGCCCCCCGCCUACGUGCAGAUCCGCUCGCCCACCACCCGCGAGAAGAUCUGCCUGAAGGCGGUGGUGGAGCGCUGCAAAGCCUACCAGGCUUCCGAGGAGUACCGGCGGCGCUGCCCCCCCGGGCAGGGUGAGCCCCCCGAGCCCCCCAGGCACGGCCUUGUCAGGGACCUGCGGCAGAAGUUUCAGACCCUCGACGCCGCCAGCUAGGGGGGGGCAGCCGGGAGAUGGGGCGCCCUGUGGAUCCCCAGGAGAUGGGGCACCCCAUGGACUACUGGAAGAAGGGACGCACCAUGGAUCCCCAGGAGAUGGACUGCUGUGGACUACUGAGAGAUGGAGCACCCUGUGGGCUACUGAGAGAUGGGGCACCGCAUGGACCACCAGGAGAAGGGACACGCCAUGGAUCCCCAGGAGAUGGGGCACCCCAUGGAUCCCCAGAAGAUGGGGCACCCCAUGGACCACCAGGAGAUGGGGCACCCCGUGGACCACCAGGAGAUGGGGCACCUCACGGACCCCCCCAGCUCACCCAGGACAAGGGGCACCCCGUGGACUCACAGCUCACCUGAAGGAAAGAGCCCCCCCAUGGUCCCCAAGGAGUUGUGCACCCGAUGGAGCCCAGCUGGCCCAGGAGAUGGAGCACCCCCAGGCCACCAGGAGAUGGGCAACUCUGGACCCCAAGAAGAAGGGGCACCCCAUGGACCCUCCAGGUCACCCGGAAGAAGCAGGACCCCACAACCACCUUUCACGCCCAGGAGAAGGGCGACCCCGUGGACCACCAGGAGAUGGGACUCCCCCUGGCCCCCACCCUGCCUGCCAGAAGGGCCCCCCCAGUGCACAGCCCCGGGCCCGCCUUGCUUUGACAUCUUUAUUACAA